AUGCCGUCGUUCUCAAACGACGGGCCUUACCAAACCGCAACCGCUACCGCUACUCACCCUCGCACCUUCGACUCCCCGCAGGGGAAGCCGCAUGAUAAGGCACCUGUGGGCAACACAUUCCUGUGGACUAACUGGCCAAAUGGAGACACCAGUCACCUCAACGCAACGUCCAAUGACCGCCAGCAUUUCCCGAAUGGUAGCGCCCAUUCUCUGAAUGGACCUCGAUCAAGUGCUGGCUCUUAUUCUAGAGACUUGUUGAAUUCUAAAGAUGGGAGCAUGCAUUCAUUAGGAAAUGGAUCAGUGAGAGACCCUCGAGAUGGUGGGAGACCUUCGAUGACAUUGGAUAAAGAGUACAGUCCUGGAUCAUCUGAUGUAGGUGCUGCUGUAGGCUCGACCACCUCCCUUUCCAGCCAGCAGCCGAAUGGUACCUCGCUGGCUCCUCGGUCGCACAGUGGGAAAUUUAUGGUAAAUGGUGACCAUUCCCGGCCCUCGGUCGACGAACUGGUCUUCUCGGACUCGACGGACAAUGGUAUAGGACCGGGACUGUCAACAUCUCAGCCCGACGAUAGCGGUCGUCUUUCACCCGAUCCUGAUCGGUUGUCGCCCUCGCAGAGGAGUCCCCAUCGACAGUCCUCCCCCCCGAUUCCAUCUGGCAUGGAAGGACCUGCACAUCAGGACUCGACUAGCUCGAGCCUUCGACAUCGACAUACUCUUCAAGUCCCGAGAGCGAAUAGCGGCCGUCGCAGUAGUCGUGAUCACUCGGAGGAUACAGCGUAUAGCAGUGGUCGCUUGUCUCCAACAGGUGGCACCCGUCGAACUUCUUUUAGUCUGGCCCGCCGGGCGAGCCGAACCAAUCGCUCAGACACGUUUCCUGAUGAGAUCAGCCCGGACGACGAUGCGGCACGAUGGGCCGAAGCCAUAAAGCAAAGGAGAGCUUCCAGGAGGAAGCGUCGGGAUGAAGAUGAUGAGGAUCGCGUUAUCGUUGGAACCAAGGUGGACCAGAACCAUGUGAACUGGGUUACAGCGUACAACAUGCUUACAGGGAUACGGUUCACUGUAUCGAGGAUCAAUGCUAAGAUGGAUCGCGAGCUAACUCCUGCUGACUUUGAAGCAAAACACAAGUUUUCGUUUGAUAUAACUGGCAAUGAGUUAACACCCUCUGCCAAAUACGACUUCAAAUUCAAGGAUUAUGCGCCGUGGGUUUUCCGACGAUUGCGAGCCAAAUUUCGAAUCGACCCCGCCGAUUAUCUGAUGUCCCUCACAAGCAAGUAUAUUCUUUCGGAGCUGGGUUCUCCAGGAAAGAGUGGAAGCUUUUUCUACUUUUCGCGAGAUUAUAAAUACAUUAUCAAAACAAUCCACCAUUCGGAACACAAGCUACUACGGAGAAUCCUUCCCGAGUACUACAAACACGUGGAGCAAAAUCCGAACACACUCAUCUCACAAUUCUAUGGCCUCCACCGCGUUAAAAUGGCGUAUGGUCGCAAGAUCCAUUUCGUGGUUAUGAACAACCUUUUCCCGCCUCACCGCGAUAUCCACCAAACGUUCGAUCUGAAAGGGUCGACAAUUGGCCGCGACCUGCGUGAGGACGACCUGGAAAAGAAUCCGAGGGCAACUCUGAAGGAUCUGAAUUGGGUCCGGAGAAACCGCCAGAUUCAGUGCGGCCCCGCGAAGCGGGACUUCUUCCUGGCGCAACUCCAACGGGAUGUCGAAUUACUGAAGCGGCUCAAGAUAAUGGAUUAUUCCCUCUUGGUAGGCAUACAUGAUGUAGAAAGGGGCAACGAGGAGAAGCUCCGGGAUAAGACCCUUCAAGUCUUUCAACCCGGAGGUGAUCGGGAAGAAGACGCGAACCCCAACAUGCUUAUGCGUACUCCCUCGAAACUGGAGAAUGAACGUAAAGCACGAGAGUUGCGGAUGCUUAUCAAACGAGAGCGCCCUGUGCCUCUGGAUAAGGCAGCCGCAAAAAUGCCCGAGGAGAUCCUGGACGAAAGGAAGUUCCAUGUCUUUUAUUCGGAUGAUGGGGGGUUCCGUGCAACUCAUGAGAACGGCCAAGCAGGAGAAGAGAUCUACUAUCUUGGGAUAAUCGACUGCUUGACACACUACGGAACUGUGAAAAAGAUAGAGCAUUUCUUCAAGGGUCUUUCUCAUGAUCGGACCCAGAUAUCUCCGGUGCCUCCGGAGGGAUACGGCGAUCGGUUCAUCAACUUUAUCAAGGGCAUUACUAUGUCCAAGGAGGAGGCUGAGCGGCGUCGAGAAUCUUGGGGCUCUGCUGAACACCGACCCUCUUCCGUUGAGCGAACCAUGCAAGCAGCGGAGAGGGAGGCGGCCAAGGAUGUAUCAGUUGCCCACCCCAGGACGUUGUCAACUGUACGAGAUCCAGCAGACCCCAGCGGCAGUGUACCGACCUCGACGUUACCCAUUGUGGAUGAGGCUGGUGAGGCCAGCAGUGUCGGAGGCCAGAGUCAACACAGCCGACAAGGACCGUCGUCAGCGCCAGAAAAGGUUCGACCGACACUAUCUUAUCAUUACGAUCUAGGACCUGGCGGAAAAGGAAAGGCAAUGGCUUGA
Aspergillus tanneri is the source of this 2565-nucleotide messenger RNA. It is a transcript of the gene MSS4, whose product is annotated as 1-phosphatidylinositol-4-phosphate 5-kinase. The record is from RefSeq and is a predicted model, not a curated record. The transcript is spliced from 3 exons. Bases 1 to 2565 code for a protein of 854 amino acids. NCBI's taxonomy places the organism in Eukaryota, Fungi, Ascomycota, Eurotiomycetes, Eurotiales, Aspergillaceae. Gene Ontology annotation, biological process: phosphatidylinositol metabolic process. Gene Ontology annotation, molecular function: phosphatidylinositol kinase activity.